Chinchilla lanigera (long-tailed chinchilla) is the source of this 1486-nucleotide messenger RNA. RefSeq names its product bridging integrator 3 (gene Bin3). Gene Ontology annotation, cellular component: cytoplasm; actin cortical patch. Gene Ontology annotation, biological process: endocytosis; plasma membrane tubulation; actin cortical patch localization. NCBI's taxonomy places the organism in Eukaryota, Metazoa, Chordata, Mammalia, Rodentia, Chinchillidae. The transcript is spliced from 9 exons. Gene Ontology annotation, molecular function: lipid binding; protein binding. The record is from RefSeq and is a predicted model, not a curated record. The coding region runs from base 95 to 856 and encodes 253 amino acids.
CUGCGUCACUUCCUGGAGACUGGCUGAAUCCGGAAGUGAUCCCUGAAGAUUGCGGUGCAGCGGAGGACCCCGGCGCCGGCCCAGGUUCAGGACCAUGAGUUGGAUUCCUUUCAAGAUUGGGCAGCCCAAGAAACAGAUUGUUCCCAAAACAGUGGAGAGAGACUUUGAAAGGGAGUAUGGAAAACUCCAACAGCUGGAAGAGCAGACCAAGCGGCUGCAGAAGGACAUGAAGAAGAGCACAGAUGCCGACCUAGCCAUGUCGAAAUCCGCAGUGAAGAUUUCCCUGGACCUCCUCUCCAACCCCCUCUGUGAGCAAGACCAGGACUUUCUGAACAUGGUGACAGCCUUGGACACAGCUAUGAAGCGGAUGGAUGCCUUCAACCAGGAAAAGGUGAACCAGAUCCAGAAGACGGUGAUUGAACCCUUGAAAAAGUUUGGCAGUGUGUUCCCGAGCCUCAACAUGGCAGUGAAGCGGCGGGAGCAGGCACUGCAGGACUACCGGCGGCUGCAGGCCAAGGUGGAGAAGUACGAGGAGAAGGAGAAGACCGGGCCCGUGCUGGCCAAGCUCCACCAGGCCCGAGAAGAGCUGCGACCCGUGCGGGAGGACUUUGAGGCCAAGAACAAGCAGCUCUUGGACGAAAUGCCGCGGUUCUACGCCAGCCGCCUUGACUACUUCCAGCCCAGCUUCGAGUCCCUGAUCCGAGCACAGGUGGUGUACUACUCAGAAAUGCACAAGAUCUUCGGAGACCUGACCCAGCAGCUUGACCAGCCGGGCUACUCGGACGAGCAGCGAGAGCGGGAGAACGAGGCCAAGCUGAGCGAGCUCCGAGCCCUCUCCAUCGUGGCCGAUGACUGAGCUCGGCCCCCGCAGACUCCUGGGACACAGGCAGCCUCUGCCCUUAGCAGGUGCUGGCAGGCUGGCGCCCAUGGUGGCCCCUGCUCUGCUUUGCCAGCCCUUUAACCUGAGUGCCUUCAGUGCCUGGAGCCUGACACCAGACGCCCCUAGCAGGCUCUGUCCCUACCCACAGCCUCAGGUAUAGGUAGGCAGUGUGGAAAAACCCCAGAGGCUUUUUCACUUCCAGAACCGUCCAGAGCACACCCUGGCCCGGGCCAGCGCAGGCUUCAGCCCCUUCAUUAGCUCAGCCCGCACAGCAGGGACUGCAUCUACCUCCAGAGGACCCGUGGGGGCAUCCGCCCCAUUGCUGCUCUUCACCCCAAAGGCGUGGCUCGCUACCCUGGGGGAUGGGGAGGUCGCAGUCCCCUCACUCCAGCAUGGUGAAAGCUGCUCAGGUGUAGGCAUCAGGGGUAGGCCCCAGGUCUUCUGGGAAUCUGGGGCCAUAACUCCCACUGCACGGAAUGUCAUGUUGAGCCACAGGCCUGAGUCAGCACGUUGAGUUUAUGUCGCACCAGGAUAUGUAUUUGGAAUUUUAUUUUUCCAAGUAAAGUUUCCAAUAAAACAUCACCUAGUGUGGUGCUGUACCGUCCA